Molecule: messenger RNA, 1203 nt
Organism: Drosophila kikkawai
Lineage: Eukaryota; Metazoa; Arthropoda; Insecta; Diptera; Drosophilidae
Cellular component (GO): cytosol
Molecular function (GO): L-galactose dehydrogenase activity
Source: RefSeq, a predicted model, not a curated record
UUCUCUGAUCUAUAGAAUAUAAGCAACAUAUUCGGCAAUCUGUAGCCAGAACUUCUCUGACAGUCGAUUGAAUUUCAACAGAGUGCGAAAUAAAUUGGGAUUAUCAAAAAUGUCUGGAACAUUGCCGGCUACCUACGUGAAGGGUUUCCACGACGAGGAGAAGGUGCGCCGCACGGAAUACCGCAAGCUCGGAAAGACCGGCCUGGAGGUCUCAAAAGUCUCGUUCGGAGGCGGUGCCCUCUGCGCCAACUAUGGUUUUGAACUCGAAGAGGGUAUCCAGACGGUGCACGAAGCUCUAAAAUCGGGCAUUAACUACAUCGACACAGCUCCCUGGUACGGUCAGGGUCGCUCCGAAGAGGUGCUCGGUCUGGCGCUCAAGGAUGUGCCAAGGGAGUCCUACUAUAUCGCCACCAAGGUGGCACGCUAUGAGCUCGACUAUGAAAACAUGUUUGAUUUCAGUGCCAAAAAGACCCGCGAGAGCGUGGAGAAGAGCCUGAAGCUCUUGGGUCUGGACUAUGUGGAUGUUAUCCAGAUCCAUGACAUCGCCCCGAACUUGGACAUUGUCAUCAACGAGACGCUGCACACACUGGAGCAGUUGGUCAAAGAGGGCAAAGCGCGAUUCAUUGGUGUGUCCGCCUAUCCGAUUUCGGUGCUCAAGGAGUGCCUGACCCGGGCGGCAGGAAGAUUCGAUACCGUACUUACCUAUGCCCGAUACACUCUGACAGAUAACACGCUCCUGGAGUACCUGGACUUCUUCAAGUCCCAGAACCUGGGCGUCAUCUGUGCUGCGGCCCAUGCUCUCGGACUGCUGACCAACGGCGGACCCCAGCCAUGGCAUCCAGCCAGCGAGGAGCAGAAAGCCAUCGCCCGAAAAGCCUCCGAGGUGUGCCGGGAGCGGGGCGUGGAGCUGGGUAAGCUGGCCAUGUACUACACGAUGAGCGGAUUACCGGAGGUAAGCACAUUCCUCACGGGCAUGCAGACGCGCCAACUGCUGCGGAUCAAUUUGGAGGCCGCCGAGCUGGGAUUAAGCGAUAAGGAGCAGGAAGUGCUGCGGUAUCUGGGAGAAAGUGUUUUGACGAAACCUUUCCAUUGGGAGGGCAACGAACUGGAGCGAUACUGGGCGGCCAUCAAGAAGAAUUAAUCAUGGAUGAUAUCCUUCAAAAGUGGAACCUUUUUUUACUUUUUACAUUAAAAAAUACAAGC